UAAUCAAUCAGGUUGCUGCUAGCUAAGCUAUGUAAAUACUGUACAUGAUCUCUGUCAUCAUCCUACCUGCAAAUCAACUGCUUCUCCUCUCUCUCUCUCUUAAUUGCUGCUUCUUCUUCUCUCUCUCUUUUUUUUCCCAUUUAAAGGGCAGAGAUCGAGAGGAGGAGUUGCAGAUUACACUACAGCUUAAUCAGCUCGCUCACUCACUCACUCACUGAAGCAAGCAUUGCAUUCUUCCACAAUUCAUUGCACUCUCUCUCUCUCUCGAGCUAGCUAGCUGCCUAUAGACAAGAAGAAUGGGGUUCCCCGUGGGGGGCUACUCCGGCGUGCCGAGGCUGCUGCUCUACCUCCUCUUCCUGCUCACCCACCUCCGCCGCCUCUCCUCCUGCCUGCUCCGCCUCGCCGGGGCCGACGACGUCCACGACUCGCCCCAGCCCCUCGACGCCGACCACAGCAAUGCCCUCGACGACCACUCCCCCGCGCUGCGCUUCGACGCGCUCCCCCCGCCCCACCCCCACCACGCCACCACCUGCGCCGUCUGCCUCCGCGACUUCCACGCCGCCGCCGAGGUGCGCCGCGCCCACCGCUGCCGCCACGUCUUCCACCGCGCCUGCCUCGACGCCUGGGCCGCCCAAGGCCACCGCACCUGCCCGCUCUGCCGCUCGCCGCUGCUGCCUCCGCCCGUGCUCCUGCCCCUGCCGCUGCCGGCGUCGUAGCCACAGGACCUUCCUAUACAUUCCGACCAACCUCAGGGUGUUUUCUGCAUAAAUAUUGGUUUGCAAAACAGCCAUCCGUCCGUCCACAGAAGAAAUAAGGAAAAGGUUAUGGUCCAUUUCGCAAAAGUCCCUCCCUACGAACAAACUGAAGAGAAGAAGGCCGUCUCUUUGGAAAUCUGUGCUUUGCUUUCUGUUGGGUUUUAUGGAAGAAAGCUCAACUGAAGUGGCAAGCCAAGCAAAGCUAACCACACCACUGAUCUCUUUUUCUGAUGGUGUGUGUUUUGAAGGGAAUUCAAAUGGGUUUUGAAUUCCAAAAGUUUGGAAUGAAUUGGGUUUUUGGGUUUGGUUUGGCUUGGCUCCAUCUAUUUAUUCUCAGGCUGCCUCUCCUCUCCAAACGAACUACUUUGUUCUGAUCUGCAUCAGUGAUGUUCUGCUGUCCAAGAGAGAGAGAGAGAGAUUGAAAAUUCACAGGGAAAGAAAAAAAGAAAAGAAGAUGAUAGGCAAGUUUAGAUCGGGUCGAGUAAAUAUAGAAAAUUUUUGAUACUCCUAUAUGUAUGUGUUUAUGUAUGGUGAGCAAAUUCAUAAGAAGAAUGUUGCUACUGUCCACAGUAUAUUGUAACUAGUCUGUUUGGGGGUGGGGAUAUCCCUGUCUGACUAGUAGCAUUACAUUAAUAAAUUGCUAUUUGCUCUUGGAAUGAAUAAUAUACUCUAAAAAGAGUAUCUCUGAUGA
This is a messenger RNA of Oryza brachyantha (malo sina), 1446 nucleotides long. Its product is annotated as brassinosteroid-responsive RING protein 1-like. The record is from RefSeq and is a predicted model, not a curated record. The transcript has a single exon. NCBI's taxonomy places the organism in Eukaryota, Viridiplantae, Streptophyta, Magnoliopsida, Poales, Poaceae. Bases 297 to 716 code for a protein of 139 amino acids. Gene Ontology annotation, biological process: protein ubiquitination. Gene Ontology annotation, molecular function: ubiquitin protein ligase activity.